This is a messenger RNA of Elgaria multicarinata webbii, 3015 nucleotides long. RefSeq names its product complement C8 beta chain (gene C8B). The record is from RefSeq and is a predicted model, not a curated record. Lineage: Eukaryota; Metazoa; Chordata; Lepidosauria; Squamata; Anguidae. Gene Ontology annotation, molecular function: protein binding. The coding region runs from base 238 to 1998 and encodes 586 amino acids. Gene Ontology annotation, cellular component: membrane attack complex. Gene Ontology annotation, biological process: complement activation. The transcript has 12 exons.
AGUUGUCCUUCAUUUCUCAAACUUCAACCGACAGUUUUCCCAUGGCCCAGUAGAAGGCUCUGCGCUACCAGUAAAAUUUGUUCAAGUUUGUCAGAAGGUGGUUUAUCAAUUGUUUGCCUGUUGGAAACUAUUAAACUAGCUAUUAAACUAUCUUGUCUACCCAGCUGCUUUCAAACACUGUAGCUAACUGAAUUAGAAAAGGAUGCUACAAUAGAUUACCCACAGUACUUUAAAGCCAUGAGAAUAUCUAUGCUGCUUCUUUUUUGCCCGGCAAGAGUUUUCCUCAUCUCUGCAAUAAUAAGCUUCCUAAAUUUGCAUUGCUCCAGUGGAGAAAGGGAUAAUUUCCUUCAACUAAAUGGAGCUGAUGUCAAUGUGACCAAAGGAAGAUGGCGCCGAUCUCCAAACAACCCACCACAGCCCAUUGAUUGUACGCUUUCCAGUUGGUCAUCAUGGAGCAUUUGUGAUCCUUGCCAGAAGAAAAGGUACAGAUUUGUCCAUGUGGAACGGCCUUCUCAGUUCGGCGGUGACCCGUGUGAUUACGCUGACAAAGAAACUGAAGACUGUGUUACAAACAGACCUUGCAGAAAUACAGUUAGAUGUGAAGGAUUUGUAUGCGCCACAGGAAGAUGCAUUAAUCGGCGGCUGCUUUGCAAUGGAGAAGAUGACUGUGGGGAUCAGUCAGAUGAAAGGAAUUGUAAGAGAAUGCAAAGGAGGUGCACCCAGGCACUAGAACAAUACUGGGCAAUACAGAACGUAGCAAGUGGAAUAAAUAUGUUCACCAACAAUCUGGAAGGACUGGUUCUUGACCAUAAAUAUUAUGCUGGAGCAUGUUCUCCACACUAUAUUGCAGACACCGGUUUUAGAAAACCAUACAAUGUAGAAAGCUAUUUGGCAGAGACCAGAGGCAAAUAUGAAUUUACAUUGAAUGAAUAUGCAUCCUAUUCAAGUUUCGAACAGAGUGUCUCCAAGGCAAAAAUGAAACAAGAAAGCUUCAGCUUCGGAAUAUCAAUACCGAAGUUAUUUGACUUAAGCUACACUCAGAAUGACAACAGGUACAAGAAGUUCAUUCGGAGGACAAAACGAUUUUCUUCAACGUCUAGCAAAUUUCUCCAUGCACGUGCAGAACUGGAGGUUGCCCAGUAUAAACUGAAGACUCGAGACUUGAUGCUUCACUAUGAGUUCUUCCAGAGACUUCUUCGCUUGCCUAUAGAGUACAGUUAUGGGGAAUAUCGAGAUCUCUUCAGAGACUAUGGAACACAUUACAUCACAGAAGCAACGCUUGGUGGCACUUAUGAAUAUACUUUGGUCAUGAAUAGUGAAGAGCUUCAGAAAGCAGGCUACUCUUUUGAUGAUGUCCGGUCUUGUACUCAGAAUGGACUUAAAGUUGGUGUAACUAUUUAUGGUGUCCAUGUAUCAGCUGGCAUAACAGUUGCAGGUUGUGAUGCUAUUUUAAAGGAAAUUGGAGACACCACGUCAGAAAAGAAAUUUGUGGAAGAUUUUAUUGCUCUUGUUCGUGGAGGAGCAAGUGAAUAUAUCACAACUCUUGCUAACAAAGACCUGCCGACUGCAGAACUGAUGCAAGAGUGGGGAGAUGCUGUUCAGUACAACCCCGAAAUCAUCCGGAUGAAGGUGGAGCCGCUUUAUCAAUUAGUGACUGCAGCCACCUUUGCAAAUGCAAAUACGCUGAAACAAAAUUUGAGGCGUGCCCUGGCGGAAUUCCAACAGGAAACCGAUAGCUGCCAUUGUGCUCCAUGCCAGGGCAAUGGAAGCCCCUUUAUAAAAGGGACUCGCUGUGACUGUCUUUGUCCCCUAGGACAUCGGGGUCUUGCCUGUGAGGAGACACUAAGAACAAACGUUGCUAUAGAUGGGAACUGGAGCUGUUGGUCCAGCUGGGCUGCAAGUUCUGGAAGGCAGCAGACAAGAAGGCGGGAAUGUAACAAUCCUCCUGCCCAAAAUGGUGGCAAUCCAUGCUCAGGGCUAGAUGUUGAAACCGCUUAGUGAAAUAUUUGAAAAGUUAUUUGGAAGAGAUUACAUAAGAAUGUUCUUAGAAUAUGAUAGAGGCUGUAGAUUUUUGUUCAGUAAUUCCAAGAUAAGUUUCCCUAUAUUAUUUAGAUCAUCAGAAGUCAUCUGAAGUGGCUGUGGCCUAAUCUAAAACCCUCUCUCAAGCAUGGGAAUAAAUUUCCCAAUUUAUUCAGUGGAUGGAGUAGAUCAGCUCAGUUCCUGUGUCUCAUUAACCAAGCAAUCAUGCCAUCCCCUUGUGCAGGAAAUUUGUUUGCACAUUUAAGUGAAUAUGAUCUUUGGGAUAUCAAUUCUAUGAAAAAUAUAAUCAAUACAAAUAUAUUCUGAACAUACAGCAAAUAUACUUAAAAUAUUUUACGCAGCUUUUUUGUGUUUGGGUAUUGUUGUUUUUGCAAAAUACUUUGUAAUAUUAAUGGACACAUCUGCCCUUUUACUGUUUUUUAAAAAACCAUCACUUUUUCAGACAGUUAAAUAAAGCAAAAUCUAGUUUAUUAUUUGGCUGAGUCUCAAUUAUUUGCUGUGAAUACUUUUUCCAAUUGUGCAAUCUUAUGCAUGUUUACUCAAAAGUAAGUCCCACUGUGUUUUAUGGGGCUUACUCCCAACAAAGUGCACGUAGAAUUGUAGUAUAAUAGCCACUGAAGGGUGCUUCAUCCUAUUGAGUUACACAGGAUAAAUGUAAGCUUAAUCCUCAGUCACUGCAGCCUCAUCAAAUGUAAAACUUGAAUUUGAUGCGGUACUGAGAUACCCACUUUCCCUGUUACUGCAUCAAACGUAAAUUGUUUAACCAAUUAGAUUUCGCCUUAAAGGGGAAUAAGUGAAUUGUGAAGUACUCUCAAAUACCUCUGUGACACCCAAUAAUUUCAAAGCUGUGUAAUAAUGACAUGCUUAUUCAUCUGAUGAUUUCCCCCUGUAGAUUACUCUGUCGAAGAAAUAUAUUCACAAGCAUCCUGGAACUUAAUGUAAAAAUUGAAAUGAAAUAAAUGCAUACAGUUCAUG